GCGCUCCAGCCGUCCGGAGGUGCCUGCCCAGCCCAGCCCCAGCCCAGCCCGGCCCCGCCGGCCGCGGUGCCCGCCCGCCCCGGCCCGGCGGAGUGAGGCAGUGGGCACCCACCAGCCGGGGCGUCGGCCCUCGGGGCUGCCCAGCACCCCGCAGGGUGCGCGGGGGCGCUCAGCGCUUCCCUCAGCCCUGACAGGAUGCUGCCUUCCUCCCGGACCCAGAUGGGGCUCUUCUUCAUCCUCCUCUGCCCCGCCAACAUCAUCGGGCUUUGGUGUGGGGAGCCCCCUGGUCAUGGACCCCAACAGCAUCUGCCGAAAGACAAAGCGUCUGGCGGGGAAGCAGGCGGAGCUGUGCCAGCUGGAGCCGGAGAUCGUGCAGGAGGUGGCCAAGGGCACCAAGCUGGGCGUCCGAGAGUGCCAGUACCAAUUCCGCUUCCGCCGUUGGAACUGCACCAGCCACAGCAAAUACUUUGGCAAGAUCCUGCAGCAGGAUAUCCGGGAGACAGCCUUCGUGUAUGCCAUCACGGCCGCUGGGGUGAGCCACGCCAUCACGCAGGCCUGCAGCAUGGGGGAGCUGCUGCAGUGUGGCUGCGAGCUGACCCGAAGCCGGGCGCCCCCUUCGCCCACGGCAGGUCCAGGCACAGAGGGCACGGCCUGGGAGUGGGGGGGCUGUGGGGAUGAUGUGCAAUUCGGCUAUGAGAAAUCUCAGCAGUUCAUGGAUGCCAAGAGCAAGAAAGGCAAAAAUGACAUCCGAGCUCUUAUUGACCUGCACAACAACGAAGCUGGGCGCUUGGCGGUGCGCAGCUACAUGAGGACAGAGUGCAAGUGCCACGGGCUGUCCGGCUCCUGCACGCUGCGCACCUGCUGGCGGAAGAUGCCGCACUUCCGCGAGGUUGGGGACCGCCUGCUGGAGCGCUUCAACGGCGCUUUCAAGGUGAUGGGCGGCAACGACGGCAAAACCCUCAUCCCCGUGGGUGACAACAUCAAACCUCCAGACAAGCAGGACCUCAUCUACUCAGCCGACUCGCCUGACUUCUGCUCAGCUAACCGUAAGACGGGCUCACUGGGCACCCGAGGCCGCGUCUGCAACAGCACAGCCAUGGACACUAGUGGGUGCGACUUGCUGUGCUGCGGGCGAGGGCACCGGGACGAGACGGUGGUGCUGGAGGAGAACUGCCUUUGCCGCUUCCACUGGUGCUGCGUGGUGCAGUGCCGCAAGUGCUCUGUCCGUCAGGAGCUCAGCCUCUGCGUCUGACGGCCUGGGAGCAGGCGAGGACAAUUUGGAGUGCCACCCUCAGGCUCACACCGUGGCCCCUCUGCGACAGAGACAGGUCGAGGAAGCGGCAGCGAUGGCAUGGGUGAGCCCAGCUCUGUGCCCUGGGGAGUCCCAGCUUUCCCAGCGGACAGCAUGGGGCUGCCUGGCACCCCCGUGGUUCCCACAGUGGGGGCUGUGGGCACAGAGCUCCCUCUAAUAAAGCUAUUUAAAGCUGG
This is a messenger RNA of Pogoniulus pusillus (Red-fronted tinkerbird), 1488 nucleotides long. RefSeq names its product Wnt family member 6 (gene WNT6). Lineage: Eukaryota; Metazoa; Chordata; Aves; Piciformes; Lybiidae. Bases 290 to 1252 code for a protein of 320 amino acids. The transcript is spliced from 4 exons. The record is from RefSeq and is a predicted model, not a curated record. Gene Ontology annotation, molecular function: frizzled binding; cytokine activity. Gene Ontology annotation, cellular component: extracellular region. Gene Ontology annotation, biological process: cell fate commitment; neuron differentiation; canonical Wnt signaling pathway.